Molecule: messenger RNA, 600 nt
Organism: Eutrema salsugineum
Lineage: Eukaryota; Viridiplantae; Streptophyta; Magnoliopsida; Brassicales; Brassicaceae
Product: thioredoxin M1, chloroplastic
Exons: 4
Coding region: 1-600 (199 amino acids)
Cellular component (GO): cytoplasm
Molecular function (GO): oxidoreductase activity, acting on a sulfur group of donors, disulfide as acceptor
Source: RefSeq, a predicted model, not a curated record
AUGUCUGCGCUGCCUCCUUCUCCUUUGGUUGAGAUGGGAUCUGAUUCUGAUGCAUCUCCUCUUAGAUCUCCUUCUCCUUUGCCUCCUCCUCCGGUUUCUCAGCCUUCAAAGCCAAGAUCAGGCUUAGAGCUGCUUGUUAGGGUUGUUAGAAUUGUUAGGACCUGGAUCCAUGUUGCCUGGUUUAAUGUUGGGAUGUGUUCAUCAGAUUCAGAUCCCUCGAUUAUGACUUACGUCUUAUCAUCAUUACCGUCUAACCGUGACUUGGUUUAUUCCGCUAACUUCAAGUUAAUACACAGAAUCACUGAAUCCGAAUGGGAUUCACUUGUAAGCCAGUCCAAACUCCUGGUGAUGGUUAUGUUCUUUGCUGAGUGGUGUGCACCAUGUCUUGAGAUGCUCUCCAUACUGGAUGCACUGAACAGUCACUUUACAAAUCGGUUCAAAUUCUACAUAGUCGAGAUUGAAGAAGAAGUUAUCAUAGACCGUUGUUAUGUAGACUACCUUCCGACCUUUAUUGUCUUCAAAGGCGGAGAAGAAAUGGAUAGACUUGUCGAACCUGAUGAUCCAAGGAAAAUAUGGGAGCUCGUGGAUCAAUAUAUGUGA